This is a messenger RNA of Durio zibethinus, 2770 nucleotides long. Its product is annotated as Tetratricopeptide repeat (TPR)-like superfamily protein. Gene Ontology annotation, molecular function: protein binding; RNA binding. NCBI's taxonomy places the organism in Eukaryota, Viridiplantae, Streptophyta, Magnoliopsida, Malvales, Malvaceae. The record is from RefSeq and is a predicted model, not a curated record. Gene Ontology annotation, biological process: RNA modification.
UUCACUCUUAUUUUGGGUUACUGAUCCAUGCAUGCGGCAACCUGAUCCACAUGGAAAAAUAUAGAAAGCCAAGAAGUAAGAAACAAUGGUCUUUCAAGUCCAUUCACUUCUAUCAGAGCUUUCGAAGCCUCAUCAAACAAUUCUUAAGACCAAACAACUCCACGCUUUAAUCUCCAAAACCCACCUCUCCCUUGACCCAUUUUUCGCCACCAAAAUCCUCAGGUUUUACGCGCUCAAUCAUGACCUUUGCUCCGCUCGUAAAUUGUUCGACGAAACGCCUCAAAGAAGCGUUUUCCUUUGGAAUUCCAUUAUUCGAGCUUAUGCUCAAGCCCACAACUUCAACGACGCCUUGUCAUUGUUCAAUAAGAUGCUUGGAACGAAAACGAAACCCGAUAACUUCACGUACGCCUGCGUAAUACGUGCCUGCUACGAGAACUUUGAUUUGGAUGGGAUAAGAAUUGUACAUACAAGAGUUAUUCUCUCUGGGUUAGGAUUGGAUUCCAUCUGUGGUAGUGCACUUGUGACUGGGUAUUCAAAGCUCUGCCUUGUUGAUGAAGCAAGCAAGCUUUUCUAUAGGAUUCCUGAGAAGGAUUUGGUUUUGUGGAAUUCUAUGGUUUCGGGGUAUGGAAAUCGUGGCCUUUCUAAUAAAGGGUUAAUGUUGUUUAGUUGGAUGAGGCUUAUGGGUCAGCAGCCAGAUGGGUAUACUUUGGUUGCGCUAAUAUCAGGGUUAGUGGAUUCGGGCUUGUUAAGUGUUGGUCAAGGGAUUCAUGGUUUUUGUUUGAAAAGUGGUUUUGAUUGUUCUGUUCAUGUGGGAAGUUCACUUGUAAGCUUGUAUUCGAGGUUUAAGUGCUUGGAUUCGGCAAAUAUAGUGUUUAGUAGUUUGCUUCAACCUGAUUUAGUUGCAUGGUCUUCUUUGAUAACCGGAUAUUCUCAAUGUGGCGAUUAUGAUAAGGCAUUAUUCUACUUCAGGAAACUGAACAUGGAGAAGGGUAAAAGAGCUGAUCCCAUUCUGAUCUCUGCUGUACUGGCGGCUACUGCUCAAUCAGCAAAUGAAAGGUUUGGUAGUGAGAUACAUGGUUAUGUUGUUCGACAUGGAUUUGACUCGAAUGUCAUGGUUUCUUCUGCUCUGAUAGACAUGUAUUCUAAGUGUGGAAUAGUGAGCUUGGGGAUCCGAGUUUUUGAGAUUAUGCCGGAAAGAAGUAUAAUAUCUUACAAUUCUCUUAUUUGGGGUCUUGGAUUGAAUGGACUUACUUACCAGGCAUUCAAGAUGUUUGAUGAGAUGCUAGUGAUCAGCCUAGAACCUGAUGAAUCGACCUUCUCUGCCCUCCUUUCUGCUUGUUGCCAUGCUGGCCUCUUCGAUGAUGGUUGGGAAAUUUUCAGGAGGAUGAUAUAUGAGUUUUCUAUUCAACCUACAACAGAGCAUUAUGUUUACAUGGUAAAGCUUCUUGGUAUGGCUGGAGAGUUGGAAGAGGCGUAUAAUUUUAUCUUGUGUUUGCCCAAGCCAGUUGACUGUGGCAUCUGGGGAGCAUUGCUAUCAUGCUGUGACACUCAUGGAAAUUCUAAGUUGGCAGAAGCUAUAUCCCAGCAACUAGUGGAAAAUGAACCAAAAAAAAGUGCUUACAGAGUCAUGCUUUCUAACAUAUAUGCUGUUCAUGGCAGGUGGGAUGCUGUACAGAAGUUAAGAGAUGAUAUAGCGGGAACGAGAGUAAGAAAAUUUCCAGCGCUUAGCUGGAUUGAAAGUGGAAACACAUAAGUAUUAAAUAACUAGUCGAAUCUCUUAUUAUCAAUUCAACAUGGCAGCUUACUUGUAAGGUAAAUUGAAGAAACUUUUAAUUUAAUGGAACUAUAUAUAUAGGCAUAUAUGGAAGCGCAAUAGAUACAUGAUUGCCACACUUGUAGAUUAAUAUAUAGGGAUGCUCAACCGUUAAUUCAAACACAAAUUAAGAAAUUUAUUUAUUUUUGAGCCAGUACAAUUUUAGAGAAAGGAGAUUCCACUAAAGUAUGCUUCUUUAGUAGGAGAAUACACGCACGUAGUCCUACAUAGCUAAAUGUUCAGAUGUGAAAGAAAUUUAUUUGAUCAAAGAGACAUUAAUAUAAUUGCAUGCGAGAUUUAGGGGUUCUGCUGCUGCUCAACCUCUCUUGGGGGAGCUUGGAGUAUGGUUGGAGGUGUUGGAGUUAGUGGAGAAGAAAAAGGCGUGGUGGGGAUAAAGGGAAAAGGAGGAAAUUCGGGAAGAGAAGGCAAGCUAGGAAAGGGAAAAAUUGGUGUUAAGUUAGUACUGCCAAUAGGACGAGCAGGAAGAGGUAGCAUUGGGUCUUGAAAAAAUGGGAAUUUUGGUAGCACUGAAUCACCAGCUGUUUCCAGUGUUUUUAUGUUGCCUGGAAAACUGGGUUGGAAAGAUUGUGAGGGUGAACCAGGUGCAAAUUGUAUUGUUGAUGGCUCUUUUGGCAAUUUGCGAGAUGCUGAGCAUAGAAGAAGGAAAGGAGAAAGAAUGAUGAGGAUAUGGAGGAGAUGACGUGAGAAAGCCAUUGUUGUGUUAAUCUGGAGAUGUAGAAUUAGUUAAAAGUAAUGAGGUUUUUUAUAGGCAAGAAAAAGAGUGUGUUGCCAUUUACAUAUGUGCAGUGUGCCCAAUAGCAUGGUUGUUGUUCACUUAUUGCACGAGAGUUCUACUUUGAACCUAAUAACAGAUUGCAAAGAUUUGUGUCUUGACUUCUGACUCUUAUACUACUUUGUAAAAUUUCUUUAAAUAAUAAACUUGAUAUGUAAUUAGAU